GCUGGUUGACCUUAUUUUCAGACUAGUAGAUAUUAUAUAUAUAAAUAUAUAAAUACUUUAUUUGUAUAAAUCUUCUUCUUCUUCAUCUUCUUCUUCCUGAUCAUCUCCUUAGAGAGGGAGGGAUGGGUGCCCUUCAUCCGAGCUCCAUAGCAGUGCAUGAAGCAGAGGAUGAUGCCUCGCACUUGAAGGAACUUGAUGCCGGUGCUCGCUUUGUUCUUAAAUCCAAAGGGUCGUGGGUGCACUGUGGUUACCACUUGACAACAUCAAUAGUUGCUCCGGCGCUAUUGAGCCUGCCAUUUGCUUUCGCGUCACUUGGGUGGGCCGCCGGAGUGUUGUGCCUGGUCAUCGGAGCUCUGGUGACCUUCUAUUCCUACAAUUUGUUAUCACUGGUUCUGGAACACCAUGCUCAGCUGGGUCACAGACAUCUCCGCUUCAGAGACAUGGCCAAUGACAUAUUGGGGCCGAGAUGGGGCCGGUUUUAUGUGGGCCCAAUUCAGUUCAUGGUCUGCUAUGGUGCAGUUGUCGGUUGCACUCUUUUGGGAGGACAGUGCAUGAAGGCAAUCUACUUGCUCUCGAGUCCUAACGGAAGUAUUAAGCUCUAUGAAUUUGUAAUAAUAUUUGGAUGCUUCAUGUUGAUUCUUGCCCAAAUACCAUCUUUUCACUCGCUCAGGCACAUCAACUUGGUUUCUUUAGUACUCUGUCUCUUAUACAGCACUUGUGCCACUGCUGGUUCCAUUUACAUAGGAAAUUCAUCCAAGGCACCAGAAAAGGACUAUUCCCUAAGCAGUGACAGUGAAACUCGCAUUUUUGGCAUCUUCAAUGCAAUUGCCAUCAUUGCCACAACAUUCGGAAAUGGGAUCAUUCCCGAAAUCCAGGCGACUUUGGCGCCUCCGGUGAAGGGGAAGAUGUUCAAGGGACUCGCUGUUUGUUAUACAAUAGUGACAGUAACAUUCUUCAGUGUGGCCAUUUCUGGCUACUGGGCAUUUGGCAACAAAGCUGAAGGUCUCAUCCUUAGCAAUUUCUUGGAUGAUGACAAGCCUUUGGUGCCAAAAUGGUUUAUUCUGAUGACCAACGCCUUCACUAUUCUCCAACUAUCAGCCGUUGCCGUGGUUUAUUUGCAGCCCACAAACGAAGUUCUUGAAGGAAUGUUCGCAGACCCUACCUGUGGUGAAUUCUCUGCUCGGAAUGUAGUCCCAAGGGUGAUCUUCCGGUCACUAUCUGUUAUCGUAGCAACAACUGUUGCAGCAAUGCUUCCAUUUUUUGGGGACAUCAAUGCAAUGAUUGGAGCUUUCGGGUUCCUGCCACUUGACUUUGUUCUACCUGUAAUUUUCUUCAACUUGACAUUUAAGCCAUCCAACAAAAGCCCCAUUUUCUGGUUAAAUGCCACCAUUGCUGUGGUAUUCUCGACAAUGGGGGUCAUUGCGGCAGUUGCAGCAGUUAGACAAAUAAGUCUGGAUGCCAAAACUUACAAAUUAUUUGCUAAUGUCUGAUAAAAAAACAAAUGUAAAUUAGCCGAACUUACUCGCCUGCAAUUCUGAAUUUUUCAGAUUUGUGAUUCUUUCAAUAAGAGCACAAUUGGGAUCACUUGUAACAUGCAACAUUUCUCAUAAAUCUAUUUGUAUUAAGAUA
This is a messenger RNA of Cornus florida, 1629 nucleotides long. Its product is annotated as GABA transporter 1. Gene Ontology annotation, cellular component: plasma membrane. NCBI's taxonomy places the organism in Eukaryota, Viridiplantae, Streptophyta, Magnoliopsida, Cornales, Cornaceae. The record is from RefSeq and is a predicted model, not a curated record. The transcript is spliced from 7 exons. The coding region runs from base 123 to 1490 and encodes 455 amino acids.